This is a messenger RNA of Cornus florida, 2977 nucleotides long. Its product is annotated as glutamine--tRNA ligase, cytoplasmic-like. The transcript is spliced from 24 exons. Gene Ontology annotation, biological process: glutaminyl-tRNA aminoacylation; translation. NCBI's taxonomy places the organism in Eukaryota, Viridiplantae, Streptophyta, Magnoliopsida, Cornales, Cornaceae. Gene Ontology annotation, molecular function: ATP binding; glutamine-tRNA ligase activity. The record is from RefSeq and is a predicted model, not a curated record. Gene Ontology annotation, cellular component: cytosol; cytoplasm. The annotation marks the transcript as partial.
AGAUUGAAAACGGCGGCGAAGGAUGAGGGCAGCGAAAAGCCUCUGGACCUGUUCCUGAAGAUCGGUUUGGAUGAGCGUAUUGCGAAGAACACUGUGGCGAACAACAAGGUUACCGCAAAUCUAACGACUGUCAUUCAUGAGGCAGCUGUAACUGAUGGAUGCGACCGGACUAUUGGAAAUCUUCUUUACACGGUUGCAACAAAGUUUCCGGCAAAUGCCCUUGUGCAUCGCCCAGUGUUGCUGCAAUAUAUUGUCUCGUCAAAGAUAAAAACUCCAGCCCAAUUGGAAGCUGCAUUUUCAUUUUUUGCAACUACUGGUUCCGUGAAUUAUAACAUCAAUGAAUUUGAAGAGGCUUGUGGUGUUGGAGUUGAAGUGUCUGCUGAAGAUAUAGAUCUCACUGUUAAUGUGAUCUUUGAAGAGAGCAAGAAUGUAAUUCUGGAGCAACGCUAUAGAACAAAUGUUGGGGAACUAUUUGCUCGUGUACGAAAGCGACAGCCAUGGGCUGAUCCAAAGAUUGUCAAGCAACUCAUAGAUGCAAAAUUAUAUGCAUUGCUUGGUGAAAGGACGGCAGCAGAUGAUGAAAAGCCUAUUAAGAAGAAGAAAGAGAAGCUUGUUAAAGAUCAAACUCCUGUUGUGGAUACAUUGCAGAAACCAUCUGAAGAAGAACUUAAUCCAUUUUUGAUAUUCCCUUCCCCAGAGGAGAAUUUUAAGGUGCAUACCGAGAUAUUUUUCAGUGAUCGCCCUGUGCUGAGAGCUUGCAAUUCAAGAGAAAUACUUGAAAAACAUUUGAAUGUGACAGGAGGAAAAGUUUUUACCCGCUUUCCACCAGAACCAAAUGGGUAUCUACAUAUUGGUCAUGCCAAGGCUAUGUUCGUUGACUUUGGCCUGGCAAAAGAAAGAGGUGGAUGUUGCUAUCUGAGGUAUGAUGAUACGAAUCCUGAAGCUGAAAAGAAAGAGUAUAUAGAUCAUAUUGAAGAAAUUGUACGUUGGAUGGGCUGGGAACCUUUCAAGAUCACUUACACCAGUGAUUAUUUCCAAGAUCUUUAUGAUCUAGCGGUGGAGCUGAUAUGGAGGGGUCAUGCUUAUGUUGAUCAUCAGACACCCGAGGAGAUAAAGGAAUAUAGGGAGAAAAAGAUGAACAGUCCUUGGAGGAAUCGACCAAUUGCAGAGUCAUUGAAACUGUUCAAUGAAAUGAAAGAAGGCAAGAUUGGUGAAGGCGAAGCGACCCUCAGAAUGAAGCAGGACAUGCAGAGUGAUAAUUUCAAUAUGUAUGACCUCAUUGCAUAUCGUAUCAAGUUGACUCCCCAUCCACAUGCAGGAGACAAGUGGCGUAUAUACCCUAGUUACAAUUAUGCUCAUUGUAUUGUUGAUUCUCUUGAGAAUGUUACACAUUCGCUUUGUACACUUGAAUUCGAAACACGCCGGUCUUCAUACUACUGGUUAUUGGAUGCCCUGGGUCUUUACCAACCUUAUGUAUGGGAAUACUCUCGCUCGAAUGUCACUAACACUGUGAUGUCAAAGCGUAAGUUGAAUCGCCUUGUGACACAAAAGUGGGUUGAUGGUUGGGAUGAUCCUCGUCUGAUGACAUUAGCCGGGUUACGACGUAGAGGAGUUACUUCAACCUCAAUUAAUGCUUUAGUUCGAGGAAUUGGAAUUACUAGAAGUGAUUGUAGUAUAAUACAUUUGAACCGCCUUGAGUAUCAUAUAAGAGAAGAACUGAACAAAACAGUGCCUCGCACAAUGGUUGUGCUUGAUCCACUCAAGGUUGUUAUUACAAACCUUGAAGCUGGCUUAGUGAUGGAUCUUGAUGCAAAAAGAUGGCCUGAUGCUCAGAUAGAUAAUGCAUCUACUUUCUACAAAGUCCCGUUCUCUAAUGUUGUGUAUAUCGAACACACUGAUUUUCGGUUGAAAGAUUCUAAAGAUUACUACGGGCUUGCUCCUGGUAAAUCUGUCCUACUUAGAUAUGCAUUCCCUAUUAAGUGCACAGAAGUUAUCUUUGGGGAUGAUAAAGAGACUGUUGUUGAGAUUCGAGCUGAGUAUGAUGCUUCUAAGAAGACAAAACCAAAGGGUGUUCUCCACUGGGUCUCAGAGUCUUCUCCUGGGCUUGAUCCACUCAAGGUGGAAGUCAGAUUGUUUGACAAACUUUUCCUUUCUGAGAGUCCUGCAGAGCUGGAUGAUUGGCUUGGUGAUUUGAACCCACAGUCGAAAGUGGUGAUGUCAGAUGCAUAUGCCGUGCCUUCACUUAAAAAUGCUGCAGUUGGAGAUAGAUUUCAGUUUGAAAGGCUUGGUUACUUUGUUGUCGAUAAGGACUCCACACCUGAAAAACUUGUCUUCAACCGAACUGUCACACUUCGAGACAGCUACAGCAAAGGCGGAAAGGCUUAAACGACUAAAGAAACUCCAAUUUGAAGGAAGAUGUGGACAACUGAUCUCAUCAGAUUGUUCUGCGGUUGGAGAUUUUAGCCACUAUUUGGGUGCCAAUGCAACUAUUUCUAACGAAGCUCCAGAUUGUGGUUUGAUGGACAGGUUUGCCAUAGGAACUACCAUUCCUAUCUCCUUUAAGUUUAAGAGGAAGCAGGUAGUAAAAAAUUUAACAACACAGAAAAUCUGAAAAUUUUGAUCCUUGAAGCAGGGAUGGAACUUAACGAGUUUAUAUGAAGAUAUAUAUAAAUAUAUUCUUUGUGCAGGCCUCAAAUUGGGGCAUUCCCAUGGUGGGGUUCUCAAGCCGGAUGUUUUUCCGUCUUUGGCAGGAAAACCUUCCUGCAAAGCAGAAGGUAGAUUUUGGGUUAUUGAUUUCGAUGUAAAUUUGUUUUUUAACAGUCAAUUCAAUUCUUGCUAGGAAAGUGGGCACUUAAGUUGGCCUACGUUUGAUUUUAGUCUGUUGCUUCCCUUGCUAUGGUUCUUUAUUCUUUUUGUAGCAAUGGGUCCUUGACCUUGACUACUUGAAUAAAAUCAAGAGAAAAAUUCACUCUCUCCA